This is a messenger RNA of Schistosoma haematobium, 1327 nucleotides long. RefSeq lists its product as uncharacterized. The record is from RefSeq and is a predicted model, not a curated record. The coding region runs from base 32 to 1276 and encodes 414 amino acids. Gene Ontology annotation, cellular component: cytoplasm. Gene Ontology annotation, biological process: NAD+ biosynthetic process. The transcript has a single exon. Lineage: Eukaryota; Metazoa; Platyhelminthes; Trematoda; Strigeidida; Schistosomatidae. Gene Ontology annotation, molecular function: kynureninase activity; pyridoxal phosphate binding.
AAAGAAAAUUAUAUACUUUUGUGGAAAUUCCAUGGGAUUACAACCAAGACGUUUAAAUGCCUAUUUAAAUGACAUAUUAAAUCAAUGGAGAAAUUUAGGUGUAUUAGCCUAUCAUUAUGGUGAAUUGCCAGCAUCACAUUGUGAUAAACAAUUAUCCAUUGAUUGUGCUCAAUGGAUUGUUAACUCUAAACCAAGUGAAGUUAGUAUUACUUGUAAUUUAACAGUGAAUAUGCAUGCAUUGAUUGCUAAAUUCUACAGACCAAAAGGUGCGAAACACUGUGUACUAAUUGAAGAUGGAAUCUUUCCAAGUGAUUAUUAUGUGCUUGAAUCACAAAUUAAUUGGCAUGGUUUAAAUCCGAAUGAUUGUAUUAUUAAAUUGAAACCACGUAUUAAUGAAUAUUGUUUAAGAAAUGAAGAUAUUUUCCACGAAAUCCAAAAAAAUCAACAUAGAAUUGCAUUGAUUUGGUUACCAGGAGUACAAUACGUUACAGGACAAUUAUUCAAUAUGAAAUUAAUUACUGAAUGGGGUCAUCAAUACUGUAAAUGUCCAGUAGGAUGGGAUUUAGCACAUGCUGUUGGUAAUAUUCCUUUAUUUCUGCAUGAUUGGGAUGUUGAUAUGGCUGUAUGGUGUUCAUAUAAAUAUUUAAAUGGUAGUCCCGGUGCUAUGGGAGGAUUGUUUAUUCAUGAAAAACAUCAUCAUCAAGAAUCAAGUUAUGGACCGAAAUUUAAUGAGUCCAACGAUGUCAAUAGUAGUGAUAAUACAAUAAUUACUGAUAUAUCUGGUCCCCAGCUAACCGGUUGGUGGAGCCAUAGAACUGAAACGCGAUUCGAUAUGACUGGACAUAUGGAAUUAGCGAAAGGUGCUGAUGCCUAUCGAUUGUCUAAUCCACCAUUAUUAUUAGCUGCAGCUUUGACGGUCAGUAUCGGUAUUAUCAAAUCAUGUGGCGGUAUGAAUAAUUUAAGAGAGAAAUCAAUCAAACUAACUAAUUACCUUGAAUAUCUAAUUACAGAGAGUCCAUUAGCUCUAACUAGUGAUCAAUAUGGUAUAGUUACACCAUCGAGUUCAGAGGAACGUGGAGCACAGUUAACAUUGAGUUUUAAUCAUGUAAACGUUAAAAAACUAUAUGAAAAUUUAUUGAGAUUAGGUGCAAUAUGUGAUUAUAGACUGCCGAAUUUUCUGCGUAUUACACCGAUACCAUUGUAUAAUAGUUUUGAAGAUGUUUAUAUGUUUGUAAAAUGUCUUCGUCAAGCGUUGUAUGACACUGAAUCAGUUUAAUUUAUGUAUAUAUGUGUUAUAAAAAUACAAAGGAAUCAAAUAAAACCUUCA